AUGGCCCAGACAUCAUCCCACAAGCUGUCUACGAUUUCCGAUGCCACUUCUUCGUUAUCACAACUUGCAAGCUUCUCCUCUGCUCAUGACGGAUGCGGGAUCUUCAAUGUCAAUGGGCCUCCGCAAAUGCAGACUGAUUUCUUCAUGCACAAUAUGGCGCCGGCUGAUAUUUCGCUAUUUGACAAAAAUUUCACCGGUUCUCUAACAAACCCGAUGUGGAAUGUGCAACCAAUGUUGACGGAGAAUGUGACCUUAGCCGAUCGGAAGACUGGGACUCGUUCAUGGUCAGUGUCGAUGAUAUCGUGGCAGAAGUGGUGGAGUCGUGGAUACUGA
Marasmius oreades (fairy-ring Marasmius) is the source of this 333-nucleotide messenger RNA. RefSeq lists its product as uncharacterized. The transcript is spliced from 2 exons. NCBI's taxonomy places the organism in Eukaryota, Fungi, Basidiomycota, Agaricomycetes, Agaricales, Marasmiaceae. The record is from RefSeq and is a predicted model, not a curated record. Bases 1 to 333 code for a protein of 110 amino acids.